Molecule: messenger RNA, 678 nt
Organism: Pezoporus flaviventris
Lineage: Eukaryota; Metazoa; Chordata; Aves; Psittaciformes; Psittacidae
Gene: CDIPT
Product: CDP-diacylglycerol--inositol 3-phosphatidyltransferase
Exons: 6
Coding region: 28-678 (216 amino acids)
Biological process (GO): phosphatidylinositol biosynthetic process
Cellular component (GO): membrane; Golgi apparatus
Molecular function (GO): CDP-diacylglycerol-inositol 3-phosphatidyltransferase activity
Source: RefSeq, a predicted model, not a curated record
UCCGCUCGCUCUUAAAGGCGCCGCGCGAUGGCGGGCGGCGACAACGUCUUCCUCUUCGUGCCCAACGUUAUCGGGUACUUCCGCAUCGCCUUGGCCGCAGCCUCCUUCUACCUGAUGCCGACGGCGCCGGGCCCCGCCGCGGCCUGCUACGGCCUCAGCGGCCUCCUGGACGCCGUGGACGGGCACGCGGCGCGCGCGCUGGGGCAGGGCUCGCGGCUCGGCGCCAUGCUGGACAUGCUCACGGACCGGCUCUCCUCCAUGUGCCUGCUCCUCAACCUGGCCCUGCUCUACCCCACGGCCGCGCCCCUCUUCCAGCUCAGCAUGGCCCUGGACGUGGCCAGCCAUUGGCUGCACAUGCACUGCACCACCCUGGAGGGGGGGCGGAGCCACAAGGCAGUGGGGGGGACGACGCACCCCGUGCUGAGGCUGUACUACAGCUCCAAGGCGCUGCUGUUCCUGCUCUGUGCGGGCAAUGAGGGGUUCUAUGGGUGCCUUUACCUGCUGCACUUCGGGGAGGGGCCGGCCGUUUUGCCGGGGGGGCCAGGGCUGUUCCGGGCCGGGCUCUGGGUCACGGCCCCCUUGGCCCUGCUCAAAGGGGCCCUGAACCUGGUGCAGCUCGGGGGGGCGGCGCGGAGGCUGGCAGCGAUUGACCGGGCUGAGCGCGCCAAGGGGCAGUGA